CUGGCCCCGAAGUCGCCUGGGGCGACAGGGCCGCACGGUGGUUGGGACGAGCCCAACUCUUUGACCGCUCUUGAUGGCGAUUUCUGUCUUGGAAAAAAAAAUCAUCCUGCCGGUCCUCUGUAUCCGUACAUACCUUAAUACAUAGAGUUGACCUCACUCGAGCAAGUUGGAAGACUGCAGCGAGCUUGCCAUGCACAGCCCAAGGUUAUAGACUGAACUCGCCCCCCGUUCUCGCGUUCGUCACAUUGGAGACGCAAUAGGGACUGCCAGUACCACCUAGCGAGAAGAUAUUCUUCCUCACUCACUCUUGGUGGGGGCAAUACACUACUAUGCUGGACCCAGAACUCGUCCUGCAUGAUGUUAUUGGCGCCAUUGCGGUGUUCUCGGUAGCACUCUUGACAGCGCCUGCACUCCGCUAUGCAUGGAGAACCACGGCUCCACUCAGACCACGAGGACACUACACGCAGCUCGACCAAACCAGCUAUGAAGACCUCGACGGUACCGCAACCGAGGACUCGAUCCGCGCAUACUCGGACACGCGGCCCCGGGUCGCUGUCUACCUAGGCGUCGUUGGCGGACUGGCAGCCUCUAUUGCCACCAGAAUCGUGGCCCUGAGACGUGACCUAGAUACAGACUCACCCCUACUCCCUAGCUUGGCCGACUGGGCCGAGCCAGCAUGCUGGAUAUUCCUCUGCCUGCAAUGCCUUUGUCUGCCUCCUCGGCACCAGCACCAGGCAAAGUUUCCCCUGACCGUCUCCGGCCUGGUAUCAGCCGUGGUAGUCGCCGUGUCGGUUGCUCUCCGCCAUGGCUACGAGGCACUGGCGUCGCUCUCCGGGUCCCAUGGUGGUGUCCUGAUGUUGGCCCUAGCGGUCCUCUAUCUUGCCCAGGUCGUCUUCGCCGUCGUCACGGCAGCUGGCUUUGCUGCCUUUCCGCGCCGUCCAGAUGUCUACGAUGAGACCGGCCUUGUUGACCAACAGCGCACCCUCUCGCUGCUGUCCCUGUUCUCUUUCUCGUGGAACAGGGUUAUUUUCGACAUCGCCAAGGAGCGCCAAAUGGAAAUCCAGGACAUCCCCAACCUCGACUUUGCUACUCGAUCCAGAAACCUUGUUUCGAGGUUUCUCGACCAUCAUUAUGAAGGACCGCUUUGGUGGCAGCUCAUCAAGAGUCACGCCGGCGAGCUUGCAUUGCAGUGGGCUUUGACUCUGCUCAUUGCCCUGUUGUCUUUGUUCCCUCAGGUUGUACUCUACAACUUCUUGUCGAGAAUUGAGCAGAGAGCAGACCACACGUCUGCUGACCCAACCCUCUUCGUAUGGGUGCUUGGCCUGCUGCUCAGCCAGCUUCUCCAGGUCGGAGUCAGCAAUUGGCUUCGGUGGAUCACAACAACUCGUCUGGAGAUCCCAGUGGGCUCACUGUUGCAGUCUGUUGUCUUCUCAAAGGCCCUCAAGCUGUACGAGACCGCGCCGCCUGGCCAGAAAAUGGACAAGCGCAAUGGUGACGGCCAGGACAAUGCAGGCGACGCCAACGGAAAGCCAGGUACGCAAGGAGGUAAAGUCAAGAAAGACAAGGAGCCGGAAACCAGACAGUCGGUAAUCAACCACAUGAAGCUUGACAGUGGCCGUGUCACCAUAUUCUGCAUGUACAACAACAACUUCCCCAUGGCUAUUUUCAACCUCGUACUCGCAGGUGGCUUCACCGUCAGAUUAAUGGGCUGGAUGCCCGUGCUGUGUGGCCUUGGCGCCGCAUCGCUCAUGGUCCCAUUGAGCUCCCUCCUGUCCAAGAGAUACACGUCGCUGCACUUUGGCCUGAUGAAGUACCGCGAUGGCAAGGCCCAUCUCCUCACUGAAGCCCUGCAGGGUAUGCGCCAGAUCAGAUACUCGGCUCUUGAGCAGCAUUGGGAGAAUAAGAUCUUGACCAGCCGCAAUGAAGAACUCGGCCAGUAUUGGAAAGUUGCCCUCUGGCAGUGUCUUGUCGUCUUCGUGGUCAACCUUGGGCCCCUGCUGCUUGCAAGCGUUACCUUCUUCAUUUAUGUGUGGCACAAUGGAACCCACAUCCGAGCUUCCGUCAUCUUCACUUCGCUCGGUCUCUUCGACCAGCUCGACGAGGCCGUAGCCCUUUUGCCGCUCCUGCAAAUGUACCUGCUCGAGGCUUGGACUAGCGCUGUCAGGCUGGAGAGAUACUUCAGCCAGUCAGAUAAGGAGCCCGUGUCGGAGCCGGGAGAUUCUAUUGUCUUUGAGAAUGCCACAGUGGCGUGGCCGAGGAUCGAGGACACCGAGAUUUCAAAAGGGGUUGAAGAAGAGCAGCGCGAGGCGCACUCGAUGCUCAGAGAUGCUACCCUCGAGUUUCCCACCGGCAAACUCAGCGUAAUCACUGGUAAAACCGGAUCAGGGAAGAGCCUCUUGCUUGCAGCUCUCUUGGGUGAGGUCAAGCUACUGGGCGGCAGGAUCAGCAUGCCUACUCCGCCACCGUUUGAUGAGCAUGCGGCGUACAUCCACGACUCUGAAUGGAUCAUCCCGCAGUUGACCGCCUUUGUCUCCCAAACGCCCUGGAUUGAGAGUGGCACCGCCAAGGAGAACAUCGUCUUCGGGCUUCCCUUCGUUGAGGACCGUUACCACAAGGUCCUUGCCGCCUGCGCUCUCGAAAAGGACAUGGAGCUUUUGGUCGAUGGCGAUGAGACCGAGGUUGGACCCAAGGGCGUCACCCUGUCCGGCGGACAGCGCUGGCGAAUCGCGCUCGCCCGGGCUCUCUACUCCCGCGCUGGCAUCUUGGUGCUCGACGACGUCCUCAGCGCUGUUGAUGCCCACGUAGGCAGACUGAUUGUUGAUAGGGCCCUGUCCGGGGAGCUCGCCCGAGGGCGUACUCGCAUUCUCGCUACCCAUCAUGCGGAGCUGGUGCUGCCUCAUGCGAGCUACCUAGUCCGCCUCCACGCCGGUGAGGUGGAAUCCGUCGAGCACCUCUUCCCAGUUGCGGUGGCUGCGUCUUCUGAGUCCGGGACAGCUGCGGCACCGCCAGACGAGACACCAGCAGAUGCCCAAAACGGCCACACCACUCCGGCGGAGCAGAAACAGGUAAAAAAGACAAACCAGGAUGAUGAACAGAGGGAGAGCGGGCGUGUCAAGUGGAAGGUGUACAAGGCCUAUUACCAAGCCAGUGGUGGUGCAGUUCCCUGGCUGAUUGGCAUCGCGAUUCUCCUCCUUGGUCACUUCUUGACUGUGGCGCGGACGUGGAGUCUGAAGGAACUCGCCCAACAAGCGGCAUCCGAGACUGUCCAUUCCGCUUUUCAGACCGCCCGAAUAAUGAUUUCUCAGAAUCACAUCGACCUACCUGGCUUCCGGACGACUAGUGGCGCUGAGCAUGGCAUCUUCUUCUGGCUCGGAGCGUUUCUCAUCAUCGAUUUCACUAUUCUUCUGGUUCAGAUCGUCCGCGUCAUCACGUUCUUCAUCGUGGGCUUGACGGCCUCCAGGGUUCUCUUCCAGAGGAUGACGCAUGCUAUCCUCCGAGCGCCCCUGCGCUGGAUAGACACCGUCCCGGCCGGCCGUAUCCUCAACCGCUUCACAUCCGAUACCUUCACUGUUGACAGACGGCUUUCCACUCAGACUUUUAGUCUUAUCCGCACUACGCUAUUCUUGGUUGUCGUUAUUGGUACAAGCUUGUCUGUCUCGGUGCAUGUCAUCUUCUUCGGCCUCUUCCUCUUCCUCUUCUACCUGCGCAUUGCCUGGGUGUACAUCAACGCCGCGCGCGAAGUCAAGCGGAUCAACUCGGUCUCGCAUUCUCCCAUCUAUGACCAGUUCAGCUCAGUUCUUUCUGGCCUGUCGACCAUUCGCGCUUUCGGCCGCACCAACUUCUACAUGGAGCGCAUGUACCGCCUGAUCGACAACAGCUCCAAAGCAUCCUGGGCGCUUCAGCUGUCCAGCCGCUGGAUGGCUUUCCGAAUGGGGCUGCUGGGCGCCCUGUUUGUCACCGUCGUCGCCAACGCCGUCGCCUUCAGCCGUGUUGACGCCGCGCUGGCCGGCUUCAGCCUGGCUUUUGCGCUGCGUUACACGAACGCGCUGACAUCUCUCCUCCAGGCCAUGACCUCGGUCGAGUUGGGCUUCAACGCAUGCGAGAGAGUGCUCGAGUACGCCGAGAUCGAGACGGAACCCGAGGGCGGCAUGGAUGCCCCGGCUGCCUGGCCGACCGAAGGCAGGAUCGAGGUUGACAACCUGACUGUCCGCUACGCGGAGGACCUCCCACCAGUUUUGAAGAAGCUCAAUUUCGUCGUUGGUGCUGGUGAGCGAAUUGGUAUCGUCGGACGGACAGGAGCAGGGAAGUCGACUCUUGCUGCGGUCCUCUUUCGUCUGCUCGAGCCUGUCGAGGGCAGUGUCCGCAUUGACAAUAUCGACAUUUCGCGCUUGAAGUUGAGUCAGCUGAGGAGCCGCCUGGCCAUCAUCCCUCAAGACCCUUUCCUUUUUUCCGGCACAUUGCGUUCAAACCUUGACAUGGAAGGCGUUCUGGACGACUACGAGCUGCUAGCGGCGCUUCAACGCGUUCACCUUAUUGAAGGCGGCAGCGACCCUGAACGUCCAUCCGAGUACCCCCCGGCCAACGCCGAUACCAAUAAUACCGCGGCAGCCAACCCAGUACCGACCGCGAAUCUGCCCUUUGACUCUGAGACAGCCACGGAGACAUCAAUAGCCGGGGAAACAGACCCGACACUCGCCGAUUCCAGCUCCGAAUCCAACGCCACCACCUCCACCACCACAAACAACAACACAAACAUCUUCGCCAACCUGGACAUGCCCAUCAGCACGGGCGGCGCCAACCUGUCGCAGGGCCAACGCCAGCUGGUGUGCCUGGCGCGGGCCUUACUCAGGCGGCCCAAGAUCGUCGUGCUCGACGAGGCCACCAGCGCCGUUGACAGGGGAACAGACAGCAGCAUUCAGGAGUCGCUGCGCAAAGAAUUUGCCGCGGCGGGCUGCACCGUCCUGGUGAUUGCCCACCGGCUGUCGACGGUGGCGGAUUUUGAUCGGCUGCUGGUUCUGGAACAGGGCCAGGUGGCUGAGAUGGGCAGUCCGAGGGAGUUGUUUGUCGCGGGGAUGAGGCGUACUGCUGGGUCUGGACCUUUUGGGGGUAGUGUGAAUGGAAAUGUGGAUGGAAUUGAGGCGGGAACACUGCGGAGAGAUGAGGGUGAGGGUGAGGGAGAUGGGCGAGGGCAAGGGCAGGGUUACCGGACGGGGGCUUUCUGGGAGCUGGUUCAGAAGAGCGCGGAGAGGGAUAAGCUGGUGGAGAUGAUUUUGGGCGAGGAGAAGGAUGCGGUUUGGGAGGAGGUCUUUGGCCAUGUGGCAGAUGAGAAGGCGAAGGAUGAGGGAAGAGGUUGAUAAUGGGUUGUCAGUGGAUAGGUAUGUUACUCAAGAUUAGAGCAUUGGGGGGUAGACAAAAUAUAAGACGGAGUUUCGGGUUCCCAGGGAUGGCG
Canariomyces notabilis is the source of this 5449-nucleotide messenger RNA. RefSeq names its product P-loop containing nucleoside triphosphate hydrolase protein. The transcript has 6 exons. NCBI's taxonomy places the organism in Eukaryota, Fungi, Ascomycota, Sordariomycetes, Sordariales, Chaetomiaceae. The record is from RefSeq and is a predicted model, not a curated record. Gene Ontology annotation, cellular component: membrane. Gene Ontology annotation, molecular function: ATP hydrolysis activity; ABC-type transporter activity; ATP binding. The coding region runs from base 330 to 5354 and encodes 1674 amino acids. Gene Ontology annotation, biological process: transmembrane transport.